AUGUGGCUCCAGUCUGUGUCUCUGCUCGUGCUUCUGCUCGUGUCGGGCUCCCAGGCCGCCUCCGCCCCGCAGCACCUGUGUGGCUCUCACCUGGUGGACGCGCUCUACCUGGUGUGUGGGGACCGAGGCUUCUUCUACAACCCCAAGAGAGACGUGGAGCCCCUGAUGGGUUUCCUCCCACCGAAGGCGGGCGGGGCCGCGGCGGGCGGAGAGAACGAGGUGGCCGAGUUCGCCUUCAAGGACCAGAUGGAGAUGAUGGUGAAGCGAGGCAUCGUGGAGCAGUGCUGCCACCAGCCAUGCAACAUCUUCGACCUGCAGAACUACUGCAACUGA
Cottoperca gobio is the source of this 333-nucleotide messenger RNA. RefSeq names its product preproinsulin (gene ins). The record is from RefSeq and is a predicted model, not a curated record. Gene Ontology annotation, cellular component: extracellular region. Gene Ontology annotation, molecular function: hormone activity. Bases 1 to 333 code for a protein of 110 amino acids. Lineage: Eukaryota; Metazoa; Chordata; Actinopteri; Perciformes; Bovichtidae. The transcript is spliced from 2 exons.